AUGGUGGGGCGAAGCGCGCACAAAUCAAGCGUCGCACCUGCCAAGGGCUUGAACCCGCUCACUCACUCGCCUCCCUCGCUUGCCCCUCCAUAUAAGGAUUUCCCCUCCUCCCCCCUCCCACAGAAUUUUUCUUUCUCCCCCGUCCGCAUCAUUUCUGAGCAAGCGUCGGAAUUUUUCAAGUAUCUUCCAAAGAACUUCAAGAAUUCAUUUUCUUUAACCGCCAUCAUGGGUAAGGAAGAUCGCACUCACAUCAACAUCGUCGUUAUCGGCCACGUCGAUUCCGGCAAGUCCACCACCACCGGUCACCUGAUCUACAAGUGCGGUGGUAUCGACUCUCGUACCAUCGAGAAGUUCGAGAAGGAGGCUGCUGAGCUCGGCAAGGGUUCCUUCAAGUACGCCUGGGUUCUUGACAAACUCAAGGCUGAGCGUGAGCGUGGUAUCACCAUUGACAUUGUUCUCUGGAAGUUCCAGACCGCCAAGUAUGAGGUCACCGUCAUUGACGCCCCCGGUCACCGUGACUUCAUCAAGAACAUGAUCACUGGUACCUCCCAGGCCGAUUGCGCUAUUCUCAUCAUCGCCUCCGGCACUGGUGAGUUCGAGGCUGGUAUCUCCAAGGAUGGCCAGACCCGUGAGCACGCUCUGCUUGCCUUCACCCUUGGUGUCCGCCAGCUCAUCGUUGCCCUGAACAAGAUGGACACCUGCAAGUGGUCCCAGGACCGUUACAACGAGAUUGUCAAGGAGACCUCCAACUUCAUCAAGAAGGUCGGCUACAACCCCAAGAGCGUUCCCUUCGUCCCCAUCUCCGGCUUCAACGGUGACAACAUGCUUGAGGUCUCCGAGAACUGCCCCUGGUACAAGGGUUGGGAGAAGGAGACCAAGGCCGGCAAGACCACCGGUAAGACUCUCCUGGAGGCCAUCGACGCCAUCGAGCCUCCCGUCCGUCCCUCCAACAAGCCCCUCCGUCUUCCCCUCCAGGAUGUCUACAAGAUCUCCGGUAUUGGCACUGUGCCCGUCGGCCGUGUCGAGACUGGUGUUAUCAGCCCCGGCAUGGUUGUUACCUUCGCCCCCGCCAACGUCACCACUGAAGUCAAGUCCGUUGAGAUGCACCACCAGCAGCUCAAGGAGGGUCUCCCCGGUGACAACGUCGGCUUCAACGUCAAGAACGUCUCCGUCAAGGAGGUCCGCCGUGGUAACGUUGCCGGUGACUCCAAGAACGACCCCCCUGCCGCCGCUGCCUCCUUCAACGCCCAGGUUAUCGUCCUGAACCACCCCGGUCAGGUCGGCGCUGGUUACGCUCCCGUUCUGGACUGCCACACUGCCCACAUUGCUUGCAAGUUCUCCGAGCUUCUUGAGAAGAUCGACCGCCGUACUGGUAAGUCCAUUGAGGACUGCCCCAAGUUCAUCAAGUCCGGUGAUGCCGCCAUCGUCAAGAUGGUUCCCUCCAAGCCCAUGUGUGUUGAGGCCUUCACCGACUACCCCCCUCUCGGCCGUUUCGCUGUCCGUGACAUGCGCCAGACCGUCGCUGUCGGUGUCAUCAAGUCCGUCGACAAGUCUGCUGCCGGUGCCGGUAAGGUCACCAAGGCCGCCCAGAAGGCUGGCAAGAAAUAAGUGAUUUGCGGAUGACACAAGAGACGCCGUGAUGAAUUUUUUUCUUAAAAAUGCUUUUAUGGAUGUGGACAGCUAGACUUUGCUGUGUAGUCUGAAAAAUACUACAUACAGAUUCGUGUCUCGCGAACAA
This is a messenger RNA of Penicillium cinerascens, 1738 nucleotides long. RefSeq names its product elongation factor 1-alpha. The transcript is spliced from 4 exons. Gene Ontology annotation, molecular function: GTP binding; GTPase activity; translation elongation factor activity. The record is from RefSeq and is a predicted model, not a curated record. Gene Ontology annotation, biological process: translational elongation; translation. NCBI's taxonomy places the organism in Eukaryota, Fungi, Ascomycota, Eurotiomycetes, Eurotiales, Aspergillaceae. The coding region runs from base 1 to 1608 and encodes 535 amino acids.